CCUCAAGCAGACAAGAACUUUCGGCCAUUUUUUCGAGGUGUUUGUUGUUUUCACCAAAACAAGAGGCUGUUCUCAGGUCGCCGCUGAGCCGUACCUCCCAGUCAACCUAUGGCUCCUGUGGAGGGUGAACCGAUCCCAGAUCAGUGUCUGUUUCGGUGUCAUGCCAUCCCCCCUCGCGCUGCUCGAUGCGCGCCAGCCUCGCGAUAGCCUCGCCUACUAGAAUCAAAGCUCUGCUCGCGAACUGGAUGCUGACAGGCGCGCGGUGCGGUCAUCAUGCAAAGGUUACAUUGUAUCCGUUUCAGCGAGUCUUCAAAGAAGAAGCUGCCGCUCCGCAGGACCCGAGCCGGUCACAACAUGCGAGGCGUCUAGCGACACAAACACGCUCGGACUUCACGUUUACCGGCCUGUUUGGCGACAGCAGGUGUCAAAAGAUGGACGCAAGUUUGGGAUUUCCGCGAACGGCAGUGUGUACGCUGGCUCCUCUCGGCGGUAAAGUGGCUUCAUGAGUGUCCAAAGUAACAGUGGAAGUGGUGGUGGAAGUUUGGAGGCGACGCCAUCUUGGUCGCAGCUCUCCUCGUCCCCAACGAUUUCUCAACAACAUAUAACGGCGACCGCAAAGAGCAAGGAAGGCCCCAUGGAGGAGCUGCACAGCCUGGACCCCAGGAGACAGGAGCUGCUGGAGGCCAGGUUCACAGGAGCUGUCAGUGGCAACACAGGAGGCAGCACUGGGAGCACCAGUGGUGGUGCUAAGGGUCUGGCCAAUGAGUCCUCCAACCACAGCUACGGCAGUCUGGGCUCUUCGAGCGACAAGGAGUCCGAGAACUCUGAUUUGAAAAGAGGGAGCUCCCCUGCCUACUCAACCCCGGAGAAGAAGCACUCUGAAUCGUCCAGAGGGAGGAAGAGGAAAGCUGACACCUAUUCAGAAAGUAGUCAAGGGAAGACUUCCACACGUGGGCCCAAGAUCAGCGACUACUUUGAUUUCCAGGGUGGGAAUGGCUCCAGUCCAGUCAGAGCUCUCCCAUCAGCUCGCCGCUCGCCGCAGAACUCACACUCUGCCCCGGGCUCAAUUAUCCGGCAGAAUAGCUCCUCUCCUACGAGUCUGUGUUUUGGGGAACACAAUCCUAAAGCCUCCUCCAGCAAGUGUGUCCAGACGGAGUUAACAGGCCUGAAACUUGCAGCUCUGGAGAGCAACAAGAGUCUGGACCUGGAAAAGAAAGAGGGCCGGAUAGAUGACCUGCUCAGGGCUAACUGUGACCUGCGGAGACAGAUAGACGAACAGCAAAAACUCCUGGAGAAGUACAAGGAGAGGCUCAAUAAGUGCAUCACCAUGAGCAAGAAACUGCUCAUAGAGAAGAGCACCCAGGAGAAACAAUCGUGUCGUGAGAAGAGCAUGCAGGACCGUCUCCGUCUCGGUCACUUUACCACUGUCAGACACGGAGCGUCCUACACGGAGCAGUGGACUGACGGAUACGCAUUCCAGAACCUGAUCAAGCAACAGGAGGGCAUCAACCAGCAGAGGGAGGACAUAGAGCGGCAGAGGAAGCUGCUGGCCAAGAGGAAGCCUCCAAACCCGUCUGCAUCUCCCUCCCUCUCGGUGGCCUCCACCUCUGAACCCAAGCAGCGCAAAACUAAGGUGGUCAACGGCAACGACUCCGACCCCUUCCUCAAGCCCUCCCUGCCCCAACUACUGACCCUUGCUGAGUACCACGAGCAGGAAGAGAUCUUCAAGCUUCGCCUUGGACAUCUGAAGAAGGAGGAGGCUGAGAUCCAGGCAGAGCUGGAGCGGUUGGAGCGGGUGAGGAACCUUCAUAUCAGAGAGCUGAAGAGGAUAAACAACGAGGACAGCUCGGCGUUCAAAGACCAUCCCACCCUGAACGAGAGGUACCUGCUGCUGCACUUGCUGGGGAGGGGCGGCUUCAGUGAAGUCUAUAAGGCUUUUGACCUGUUUGAGCAACGCUACGCAGCUGUUAAAAUCCACCAGCUCAACAAGAACUGGAGAGAGGAGAAAAAGGAGAACUACCACAAGCAUGCAUGCAGGGAGUACCGGAUACACAAGCAGCUGGACCAUCCCAGAAUAGUCAAACUAUAUGACUAUUUCUCCCUGGAUACUGACACGUUCUGCACAGUUCUGGAGUUCUGCGAAGGCAACGACCUGGACUUCUACCUGAAGCAGAACAAGCUAAUGUCAGAAAAGGAGGCCCGCUCCAUCGUCAUGCAGAUUGUCAGCGCCCUGCGCUACCUCAACGAAAUCAAACCCCCCAUCAUCCACUACGACCUCAAACCUGGUAACAUCUUAUUGGUGGACGGUACUGCGUGUGGAGAAAUCAAGAUCACAGACUUCGGCCUGUCUAAGAUUAUGGAUGAUGAUAACUACGGCGUGGACGGGAUGGACCUCACAUCACAGGGAGCAGGCACCUACUGGUAUCUUCCUCCUGAGUGCUUUGUUGUGGGGAAGGAACCACCUAAAAUCUCCAACAAAGUGGACGUCUGGUCUGUGGGAGUGAUCUUCUUCCAGUGCCUCUACGGACGCAAGCCGUUUGGUCACAACCAGUCACAGCAGGAUAUUCUCCAGGAAAACACCAUUCUCAAAGCCACAGAGGUCCAGUUCCCUGCUAAACCACAGGCCAGCACAGAGGCCAAGGCGUUCAUCCGGCGCUGUCUGGCGUACCGCAAGGAGGACCGGUUCGAUGUUCACCAACUGUGCUCGGACUCCUACCUCCUCCCUCACAUGAGACGUUCAAACUCCUCCGGCUCCCUGCAGCCCUCCGCCUCAUCUCUCCCGACCUACUGACUGGCUCUCUCACAUGACUGACUGGACCCUCUGGCCAAUCCCAAGGCAGGAUUGUUGGAGCCUGAGGAUAACAGAUGUGGAUCUUUUUUUUCUUUUUUUCUACCUGAGCUGUUCCAAAAUGGAUGAAUGAGCAACAGAGGAAGAGUUAAAUGCAAUAGUUGGAAAAAGAGUGAAGAGAUGAAAGACUUUGUGUACAGAGUUGUGCCCUUGAACUCAACGGUGUGAGAUAUGGGGAGAGAACAUAACUGGAAAAUGUAAGGGGAAAGAGAGGCUCAGGAUUGUUUGGAGCCAGAAAAGAAAAUGAUGAAUCGAGUGGAUUUCUUUAUAGACUUUAUUAAAUAACCCUGUAGGAGACAUUUCAAUAGCGAUAGGAGCUCCUAGAUGCCCUGUCCCAGCCCACCUCUUUUAGCUCUGCACCAUAACACACCUAAAAAGAUGGCUUAGAAUUUCUUCAACAUAAAGCUGCUGUUGUAGAUGUUCUCAUGUUGCUGAUUUGAGGGAGGUGAUGACCCGCUGGGGUCAUGAAGCAGAGAAGAUGAGUAUCUGGCUGCUUAAUUAAUUAAACUGCAAUCCAUUGUUAUGAGGCACAAAAUGAUUUUUUUUUUGAUGAAUUCAGUCCCUCUGCACAUGACAGGGGUUGCACUUAAAACUGAUGUAACCUUGAUGGAACUCUACUUAAAAAAAAAAAAAAAGAAAAAGUUCCAGAUUAAAUUUCUGGGCUCGAUUUGCACUUCCGGUCCAGGUCUUUGUGAUCUGGUCUAACGCAUUUGGCAUGAAGUACAACAGUGUGGGCUUAUCGGUAGCCGAGUCCUCAGUUCACUUUGUGUUUUUGUUGCAAAGCAAUUCAGAUCUCCUGCUGAGUCUAACAGGAAGUCAAGAUCUGUGAAUCUGUCUUAAUCCAUUUUUGUUCGGAUAAGAGUCGAAAUGUUUCAGAGUAUUACAGUACCAUGUUGUCAUCAAUGUCCUCGUCAACCUGCCUGAAGAGAGCCGGACUGACCUGAUGGACUGGAUCAGCUGAUCCUCUAUUGCUAAGACCCGCGACACAGAGUUCAGUGGACAUUUCAUGUGCAGGAGACAUUACUCACUAGCUGAAUCCAUAAUAAUGAGGCUUCUCCUUGCUUCCCAGUGUCUCCCUUUGCUCCGUUUCUUUGUGUUUCCCCUCCUAAAAGCUGUUCUCAGUUUGCUGCUAUAAAUGUUGCUUUUAGUUUGUAACGUGUGAAUGGUUUUUCGCCUCGCAUAUGUGCAUACUUGAACUGUGUGAAGAGGGACACUCUCCAGAGCCUCUUCUCUCUCAAACGGACACCCGCUGUGCUGUUCAGGAGGUGGGUGGGGGUGCGACAUGUUUUCUUCUGCCACCAACAUCAAUGUCCACAUUUUUGUUUUGUUUACUUUCAUGUACAAGUCCAACAGAGACAUUAUUAUGGAGCAAAGUCCCAGUGUGCUGUGUAGUGAGGGAAUGGUCACAUGCCAGUAGAAGUGGGCUCGCUCCAGGUCGGCUGUGUUGCAGCAUGAUUUACUGCAGCUAGAAAUCAAGUGGAUAUAUCCAAAUGUUGUCGUCCUGUAAAUAAAACACUUACCUGUACGUUGUUGUGACAUUAACCUGCUCAGAGCACGCCUGUGGCAACAAGUCACAUAAAACACAAGUGGGUGCUGCAAGUCUUCAUAGAUUUUUUUUGUACACUACAGGCCAAAAGUUUGGAAGCAACUUUCUUAAAAACUAGUAUGGGUUCUUUUUGAAUGCGUUUACUGCAUGAUCAUACUUUACCUUUAUUGAAUUGAACCAUUUUCCUCAAUUGACCUAUAGGUAUACAUUGAUGUUACCAGACCAUUGCUGAAUAAAUGUUAACAAAAGAAAAGAAGGGCUUAGUUUAAGGGUUGAGAAGAUUCACAACUUCACUGCCAAAGUAAAAAACAAAACAGUUUACAUUAUUCAUUUUAGCUCUUUGGCUUUUGAGAGUUAAAAUAUACAAUACAAAAAUCCCAAUAAAUCUCAACUGUGUUCAUAUCUCUGACAAACUACCACAGAAAUGGCUAAAAUUGAAACAGCUGAGUAAAGAAACAAGUAAAGAUUUAUACAUUAAGGAAAGAAGGAUACACAAAGUCUAAGCAAUAAAAACCCAAAUACCUGAUAUAGUAAAAUGUGUUCUAAUAAGUGACUCUUUCUAUAAUAAUAACAAAUUUGAUCUUGCUUCCAAAUCUUUGGCCUGUAGCGUAUGCGAGAGAACAAAAAGAAAACCGAGAUGUAGGCUCAGCAACAUGACAGGCAGAUUAAAACUGCAGGAAGUAGCAGCUCAUGGCUCACUGCUCCUAAAUGAAAGCAAGUGAGGAAACAGGUAAAGUCAUGUCCACUCUGAUACAUUAUCAUUUAUUCCACUUUGGCGCAGUAAGGCAUGAAACAAAAGCUCUCUUCUACUUGACGAAACAACAGUAGAAAAUGGGUGCUAGCGCCUCAUGAUUAAUGGCAGCCGUGUGUAGACAGAUGUAUGUUCACACAUUAGUGAGCAACGUGUCGGAUCACAUUAGCAGCGGGGGUGCAGCGCCGGGCCGUGUCAUUCAUAUGCAAUAAAGAUUGCCUUACAAGUCUU
This is a messenger RNA of Centropristis striata (black sea bass), 5376 nucleotides long. Its product is annotated as serine/threonine-protein kinase tousled-like 1-B. The record is from RefSeq and is a predicted model, not a curated record. The transcript is spliced from 22 exons. The coding region runs from base 503 to 2791 and encodes 762 amino acids. Lineage: Eukaryota; Metazoa; Chordata; Actinopteri; Perciformes; Serranidae. Gene Ontology annotation, biological process: chromosome segregation; intracellular signal transduction; peptidyl-serine phosphorylation. Gene Ontology annotation, molecular function: ATP binding; protein serine/threonine kinase activity. Gene Ontology annotation, cellular component: nucleus.